UCUUAUUUUAAAGGAGACUUUUAUUUUGUCGGAAACGGCGGCGUUUGUUUACAAACCCGUAAGCAUGUCUGACCGCACGAGUGAUGCUGAUAACUCGAGGAAAGAUGCUGACAUCUCGUCCGUAAUGGGCUUCGCUGGAUUCGGAAAAAAAGCUCGAACGUUUGACCUAGAUGCCAUAUUUGAGCAGACGAGGCGAACAGCCAUCGAGAGGAGUCAGCGUGUUCUAGAUGAGCGAGUGCAACAGGAAGCUCACAAUGGCAGCCAGGAAGAGAAACCAUCCACAUCCACUUCUAGUAAACCGGAAACUGACAGCAGUGACAGUGACGGGUCUGACUCUGAUGUCAUCGGACCGCCGGUGCCUCCUGGAUUCAGUGCUCAGACAGAGGAGGAGGAGGAUGAUGAUGAUAUGGUCGGACCGCCGUUGCCGCCUGGAUACAGACGCACCACUGCUGAUGAAGAUGAGGGUGAUGAUGAUGAUGAUGAUGAUGAUAUGAACGAUGAGGAAGAUGAUAAUCCCGUGAAAAAGAUUCCAGAUACUCAUGAGAUCACUCUUCAACACGGCACGAAAACUGUAUCAGCUUUAGCUCUGGACCCUUCUGGUGCUCGCCUGGUUACCGGCGGUUUUGACUACGACGUGAAGUUCUGGGACUUCGCUGGGAUGGAUGCGGCACUACAAGCCUUCCGAUCUCUGCAGCCGUGCGAAUGUCAUCAGAUCCGAUCGCUACAGUACAGCAUCACUGGUGAUGUCAUUCUGGUGGUGGCGGGAAACUCGCAGGCGAAGGUUCUGGAUCGAGACGGUUUCCAGGUGCUAGAGUGUGUCAAAGGCGAUCAGUAUAUUGUGGACAUGGCUAAUACCAAGGGUCACACGGCAAUGCUAAAUGACGGCUGCUGGCACCCAAAAAUCAAAGAGGAGUUUCUCACAUGCUCCAAUGAUGGGACUGUUCGGAUGUGGGACUUAAACUCUGAAAAGAAGCACAAGUCUGUGUUUAAGCCACGAUCGCAGCAGGGUAAGAAAGUGACGCCCACCUGCUGUACGUACAGUCGAGACGGCAAACUCAUCGCCGCGGGCUGCCAGGACGGAACCAUCCAGAUCUGGGACAGGAACUUAAGCGUUCACACCAAGUUCCACUGUCGUCAAGCUCACACGCCCGGAUCGGACACUUCCUGUCUCACCUUCUCCUAUGACGGAUUAACUCUGGCAUCACGAGGAGGCGAUGACACGCUGAAGACGUGGGACAUCCGGAAUUUCAGGAAACCUCUCAGUGUUGUUAACGGCUUGACUACUUUCUUUCCAAUGACCGAUUGCUGUUUCAGUCCAGAUGAUAAACUCCUCGUAACGGGCACCUCUGUAAAGAAAGAUGAAGGCAACGGGAAACUGGUGUUCUUUGAGAGAGAAUCUCUUAAAAAAGCCUAUGAGAUUGAAGUCGCCAAUGCAAGUGUCGUCCGCUGUCUUUGGCAUCCCAAGCUGAAUCAAAUCAUGAUUGGAACGGGGAACGGUCUGGCGAAGGUUUAUUAUGACCCAGUCAAGAGUCAGAGAGGUGCGAUGUUAUGUGUAGUAAAGAGUAAGAGGAAAGAGAAACAUGCCGAGACCCUGACGCAAGACUACAUCAUCACCCCUCACGCGUUGCCGAUGUUUCGUGAGGCUCGACAGCGCAGCACCAGGAAACAGCUGGAAAAGGACCGACUCGACCCGCUCAAGUCACACAAGCCCGAACCACCCGUGUCCGGCCCAGGUAGGGGUGGGCGAGUGGCGGCCCAUGGCGGCACGCUGUCCUCUUACAUCGUGAAAAACAUCGCUGUGGACAAAUCCGAUGACAGCAACGCCCGAGAGGCCAUUCUGCGUCACGCCAAAGAAGCCGCGGAGAAUCCCUACUGGGUCGCACCGGCCUAUAAAAAGACGCAGCCGGAGCCCGUGUUUGCCGAGGAGGAGGACGAGGAAGAGGAGGUCGACAAAGAUCAGCCUGAAUGGAAGAAACGCAAAAUCUGAUUUUCUGUUUUAUUUUAACUUCAAGUUUAUCAGUUGGAAUUAAAAAACAGAGUCGCCACUUCAAUUUGCAUUCUCCCACAAAUAGUUUCUCAACUUUUGAACCUUUAAUUCUAGCGUGUGUGUGUAUAAGUACGUUUCCAAGUGUAACGAAAUAGAGACUUCCAUUGAUUUUCAUUACAGCUCAGAUUUCUUUUUGUACAGACAGUGGCUUAGAUUUGUUAUUAUCAGCUGCCUAAUUUUUUCUCCUUGUCCAAUUGUAUUUUAGUCCUUUAUAUUAAAAAUAAACAAAAGCAGUGUGUGGCCACAUCA
Molecule: messenger RNA, 2296 nt
Organism: Myxocyprinus asiaticus (Chinese sucker)
Lineage: Eukaryota; Metazoa; Chordata; Actinopteri; Cypriniformes; Catostomidae
Product: WD repeat-containing protein 70
Exons: 18
Coding region: 65-1987 (640 amino acids)
Biological process (GO): regulation of DNA double-strand break processing
Cellular component (GO): nucleus; site of double-strand break
Molecular function (GO): protein binding
Source: RefSeq, a predicted model, not a curated record